CAAAAAAUUAUCUACCCUAGCUUCAGAAGACUCUGGACUAACCUUUACCAAGCGAUUAGAAUCGUUGAAACAAUUAGUUACAGCAUGGGAAAAUGGAGAAACAGUUGCAUUAGUCAAUGACUCUAAAAAGCAACAAUAUUCAAAAAAUAAAAUACACAAAAACAAAGCUCAACAAGUUCCGUCAGUAAAAAUGAAACAAGAAUCAGAAAUGAAUGCCUGCAUCCCGACACCAAAUGUUGCAAAGGCAAACCGAAGACAACUAGUAGAGACCAGAGCAGAACGACUGUUUGAGAGUCAGCAAGAUAAUGACCUUGAGAAAUCAAAGUUAGCUAAUGAAUUCAAACAAGAUCUCCAGAGUAUCAAGAUGCAGUCUACAUAUCAAAAGAGAGGAAGACCAAAAGGCCACGAACUAACAGCGAUAGGCCUGCCAUCGAAAAAGAAGAAGUCUCUGAAAACUCUCCAGCCAUUUAAUAAGUUGCACACAUCAGUAAAGAAGAAGGUAAUGCUAGAAUGGUUGGUGGACGCAGAUGUGGCAGCAGGUGUGCUGAAAAAUUCACAACAACUGCUUAGUGAAAAAGAUGUCGAGGCUAGACCAGAGAUGAUAACUGAUGCUGUUCUGGAUGAGAACGUAGACAUUCAUUUAAUCAGGAAGUACUUUCAAUACGAUGCUUGGCUGCUUGUGACCCAAGUUGUGUACGGCAGAAGCAGGAAACUCAAGGAUACAUUUGCAAAUAAUGCAAGCUUAGAGUAUAGCUGUUCCCAUGAUCUAGAUGAUGAGUCACAAGCAAUUUUGUGUGACCACUGCCUUCAGUGGUUUCACAUGAAGUGCGUGGGGCUGAAACAGAAGCCAAAGAAAAAGUACUUUGUUUUGCAGACAUUGCCACCAUGCAUGCUCAAUGUAGCUAGUGCUCUACCACGCUAGCUAUAGCCAUAUUUACGAAUAGAUACACAUACCUAUUGCUGACUAAGAUUAUAGCUUGCUUAGCUGUGACAACU
Molecule: messenger RNA, 996 nt
Organism: Corticium candelabrum
Lineage: Eukaryota; Metazoa; Porifera; Homoscleromorpha; Homosclerophorida; Plakinidae
Exons: 7
Coding region: 191-922 (243 amino acids)
Source: RefSeq, a predicted model, not a curated record